UCCCGUGUUUGAUAAUUUCCCGCCGUAAUUUCAUUUAGCUAUUUUUUUUGUAUAUUCAUUUUUUAGUGUAUGAUUAGAAUCAUUGUUUCGAGUUUUUUUUUUUUCUGACAAAGUUCAAACUACUGAGUUUGAUACCUCAUUUGUGGUUUAAGCCUACAAUUAUUCACUUUCCAACACAUCAAUGUAAGAUGGAAUAUGUAUGAUGAUUUUUGUUAUUAUUAACCUAUACGUUGAACAAGAUACAUAUAAUUUUGGGUUAGCCUUUCUUGAAGGAGUUUAAUGAUGUAAAGCACACGUGCAUAGCAAAAAUAAAAUUUUUCUUUGUUAACUUUCAUUAAAAAAAUUUGGCCACCCAAAUUUAAAAUCGUGGCUUCGCCACUGGCCAUAGGUCAACCUUCUUUCUUCUAUUGAGAUUUAGGAAAAGCAGCAAAUGACUGGUGACUGGAAGGCAGUUGGUGUUUAAUCUAUUAGUGAAGCCUGGAGUAGGAAGAAUGUAUAAUCCUUGUUGGAGAUAUAGUUGUAGUAAUCAUCCUAAAAGUUGGGAAGUCCUUAAUAAAACAAAAAGAUAAAUGGAACCAUAACCAUAUAGAUGGAUCCUAUAUCGUUUUAGAUCGCAGUUGCAUCUUAGUGCUCGUGUUCAACCUCCCUGUGAAGUUGCUCCUCUGAAUGUCUGGUCGAUGUCAAAGUUACUUUCUCAAUGCAGUAUUUAAGUAGCUUAGAGUGCUUUCUUUCAUGAUAUUCCAGCUCACAUGCCUAUUCUUACAGCGCUUUCAGUAAAUGGAGACUUUUUAGAUUUACUGUCUCACUUCCUAUUUUUUGCACGACAAAGCCCUAGAGUCUUAGAAGUUCAGAGGUAGAGUGAGUGCAUCACGGGUGUGAUGCAUGAACGACUAGGCAGGCAGAUGAUGCCUGCUGGUUGGUAGUGAGAGUUGGAUCUAUAUCCCGUUCAAUGGAUUGAGCUAUUUCUUAUAUGUUUCUCCCUGCGGGAAGCAUUAGCACCUCAGCUCAAUACGCAUAGAAGUACAGUAUACCUCUAUUUAGCUCUACUGGCUUUCUUAUACCUAUACCUGGAACCCGAGCCCGCUAGGAAGCCUUUCGCUCUUUUAGAUCAGCAAUCUCAGAUCUUCACUUCCUAUGCCCUGAAACAGACUUUUCAACUCCCCUCUGAAAGCCUUUCUUAGCUUUAUGGCUGAUAGCAUGACCUUGGUCUUCUUGGUCCCUUGUAUCAGAGGAAGGUGAAGAAUUAGUUUGCGAUUUGAAUUACACUUGCUAACUGCUUCUAAGUUGGAAAUAAAUUGGCUUUGUUAAGUGGAUACAAACCAUACUUGCAAGGUAGAUGUCUUACAAUUGGCUGCCUUGUGUGGAAAUUUCUCAUUGUGUUUGCAAAUCUAACUGUUUCUUUGUUCUAAAUAAGUAGGACAUUAGCAGACAUCUUUCAGCAGUUGCAUCGUAAAUUUGUGCAUGGGUGUCUUUGUUUCGCUUCUUAAGAAUAUCAUCUGAUGUUUUCAGCUGAUUAGUUAAUGAUGCUACUUUGAUGUCACAGGACUGCCGGCGGAGACAUCAAUUGAUAGAUAUGUAACUGUGGGGGCAUACUGUCUCUUGAGAUCAUGUACGAUUGAGCCAGAAUGCAUCAUUGGGCAGCAUUCUAUCCUCAUGGAAGGCUCUUUGGUGGAGACUCACUCCAUUCUUGAGGCGGGCUCGGUUGUUCCCCCAGGGAGGAGAAUUCCGACCGGGGAACUUUGGGCUGGAAAUCCGGCAAGGUUUGUCCGGACUUUGACUCACGAAGAGACGCUGGAAAUUCCUAAGCUCGCUGUGGCAAUCAACGAUCUAAGCAAUAGCUAUUUCUCAGAGUUUCUGCCCUACUCCACUGUUUACUUAGACGUCGAGAAGCUGAAGAAGAAGUUGGGGAUCUCUAUCUGAAGAUUGAUUCACUCUGGCUUGCCAUGCUCUCCUUUUUUGUUUCCCAGUUAGCUCGGGUUUAUCUUUGCUUGGAAAUAAAGAGCUCUUGAACGCAACUGGUGGCUCUUGAUUUGUAUUCCUUCUUUUUUUUCGUCCCAAAGGUUUGUAGGUUUUAACUUUUCACCAAUGGAUUGGGAGGACAUCUGAAUAUAUGUGCUUUAUCAUUUAAGAAGACGCAACUGUAAUAAAUCAUUUAGUCCCAGUCUGUCAAAUCGAUUUGUGCCAGUGUGCCGAUUUAGCAAGUGGAAUAGUUCGACCGGUGGUACAUACCGGUUUGUGCCGGUUCAUGCCGGUUAAUAUUACAAAUACUCAUAUUUAAGCACGACAUUUAACGUCAAUACCUAAAUAUUUGUACUUGAAUCCAACAAAUAACAUCAACAUUUAACUUUUUAACACAUAAAAUAAAUAAUAAAUUACUUUUUAUCAA
This is a messenger RNA of Linum trigynum, 2386 nucleotides long. Lineage: Eukaryota; Viridiplantae; Streptophyta; Magnoliopsida; Malpighiales; Linaceae. The record is from the annotation of a GenBank genome assembly.